UUCAGUAUUCAUUAAAAAAAGGGUCAUGUAUCAAUCAUGAUUUAUAAAAUAAUACUUCAGGCAAGAUAAUCGCCUGUUUACUCCGAGAGUAAUGCAUGUAACGGAAAGCACGGGAUACCAUGGCAUGAUGGCAUGGAGUUGGUCCGACCACGAUACUCGCAAUAGAACUCUUCACACUUUUGGCGCCCUCGCAUUUCUCUCUAAAUUCGCAACUCUGCCAUUGUCUUCAACAUUGUCAUUUGUCUUUAUUGACUCUCUCUCCCACUUUAGCUUUUUCUUUCUUUCUUUCUUUUUUUCUCUGAAUGUGGUCGUAUUUUGACUUUUCGCUCCUUUUCUAAUGAUUGCAAAAUGCAUAUUGAAAUA
Messenger RNA from Lobosporangium transversale, 363 nucleotides. RefSeq lists its product as hypothetical. Bases 92 to 319 code for a protein of 75 amino acids. Lineage: Eukaryota; Fungi; Mortierellomycota; Mortierellomycetes; Mortierellales; Mortierellaceae. The record is from RefSeq and is a predicted model, not a curated record. The transcript has a single exon.